CCCUGCCCCUCGCACCCCAGCACUCCGUCACCCGCUCCUGAACCCUGGUGAGAAACCCGCCUCCAGCCGGGGAGCGAUGCGGGGCCAGGCAGGGAGCCUCCGGCGGGCGGGAGGACGCCGUGUUCUGACCCGGCAGCCCGGGAGGCUUCCCCAGGGCCCGCUCCGCCUCAGCCGCUGCGGGGAGGGCCGCUCCCGGGGGCUGGCGAGCGAAGCCCCGCUCCGCAGGCCGCCGCAGCGCCCGGGCCCCACCGGAGGUGUGCUGCCCGCCGGCCGAGCGCCGGCACCGCUGCCGCUGCCGCCCUGCUGUGAGGCCCGGGCCCGUCGGCAGAGCCCGGCCCGGGGGCUCCGGCCGGCAGCGGGCCCCGCUCCCCGGGGGCGCGGACUACAACUCCCAGCGCUCCGCGGCGCGGCGGCGGCCGAGGAAACGACAGCGGCUGCCCCGGGAGCCGAGUGCAGCCUCAGGCCGCAGCAUGAACGGCAGCGUGGCGGGCGGCGGCUCUUCCGAGCAGCUCAUCAGGCUCACCCGCAGGCCCUCAGGGCUGGGCUUCAACAUUGUUGGUGGGACAGAUCAGCAGUACAUAUCCAAUGACAGCAGCAUCUAUGUCAGCCGGAUCAAAAAGGAUGGGGCAGCUUACCUUGACGGCCGAUUACAAGAAGGAGAUAAAAUUUUAGCGGUCAAUGGCAGAGACUUGAAGGACUUGCGGCACAAGGAUGCUGUGGAGCUGUUCAGGAAUGCCGGCUGUGACGUGUCUCUGAGAAUUCAGCGCAGGUACUGGAUAAAUGAAUACACCUCCACCUUGGGGAUUGGUGUCUUCCACUCGGGCAUCGAGAUCUACGGCAGAGAGUUUGCCUACGGAGGGCAUCCCUAUCCUUUCAGUGGGAUUUUUGAGAUCACCCCUGGCAGUGCAGUAGAACUUGGCGAGACCUUUAAAUUCAAAGAAUCCAUUGCCUUGGGCACUACAGACUUCACAGAAGAGGAUGUGGAUAAGAUUAUGGAAGAGCUGGGCAAGGAGUACAAAGGCAACGCCUACCACCUGAUGCACAAGAACUGUAAUCACUUCUCUGCUGCUCUGGCUGAGAUCCUAUGUGGGAAAGAGAUCCCCCGCUGGGUGAACCGCCUGGCCUACUUCAGCUCGUGCAUCCCCUUCCUCCAGAGCUGCCUCCCCAAGGAGUGGCUGACCCCAGCAGCCCUGCAGAGCCACAUCAGCCUCGGCCUCCACAAGGAGGAGCAGGGGGACACAACAGAUGAGGAGUCCCCCUCCACCUCCACGGCCCCCUCAGCCUCAGGCACCUCGCGAACCUGCAGGCAUACCCGGGUCUAAACUGUGCCCAGUAUGCCCUCAAAUAACAUCUUCCUCCUCUCUUGUACUAUUUCUUUCUAACACAUUUUUGCACACCUUCAUUUCUCCUCCUAUUCACCGGACAAUGCAGGGGAGGGAAAUCCCUUUCUACUAAGGAGGUGAAACUUCAGUCCCUUUUCCAGGGACUGCCACUACAGUUGCUCAGCAAAAUGACUGUGAACACUGAGCUGGGGAGCAUGGCAACUAAACAGGACUCUCCUCCCAGGGACCCCAUGCUCCUCAGUCCACAGAGAACUGCUGGCUCUCUUGGGUAUGAAAGCAUGUGUAUGGGCAGAGCGACACCAUACUGAGAUGUUCCUUCUCUGGAACUGUUUUAACUUUUUAUCUCUUUCCCCACCCACAUGAGCCCAGCAGCCCCCUCCUGUUUUGGCUGGGGUGUACGGCAAAUUUCCUCCCCAGACUCGGUGAAGGAAGCAGAGCCGGAACUCAACCUUCUUGUCUCUUAGACCAGCAAUGAGCUCCACUCAGUCCCUCCCUUUUGUAAUUACCAGGUUUCUAACUCAUGUGAAGGACAAAUGAAAGGUGCUGCUGUUCUAAACCACUAGUUUUCAGUACUCAAAUUUAAGAGCUCAAACGACUGUCCUGCUCUUGAAAAUAAUAACAAAGAGCCUAGAAUAUGAAUGUGUUACUGUGGCUUUUCUUUGGGGUCAAAAAGAGGAUGGGGCAGUGUUUACAGGCAGCUACUUAAGUAGGUACAAAGAUGACUGUUGACCAUAUUGGUGCUUUUUGGCACAGACCCCUCUCAGUUCCCCUACUUCUAGGCAGUGUUCCUGGUUUCCUCUUUUUCCCCAUAUUCCCUGGGGAAUCUCCCUCCUACCUGACAUUUGCUGGCUGCCUUUGGGGAAAUGGCCCUCUGUAGCAGUAGGAAGAGAAGAGGGAAUCUGUUAGGAAGAUUAGUAUUUCCUUCAGUUUUUGAUCUUGCACUCAUAGACCUAAAAUGUGGCUCCUGAGCCACCUUUCCCCAGCCUAUUUUUGAGCCAAGCCAAGAAGGUAAAAAUAAGUGGUGAACCCAAAGAAUGUCUACCUGUUUCCUUCUCUUCUCUUUUGGUAUGUGGAGGAGGAAACCUAGGGUCAAAUCAGGAAAGCAUGGAUGACCCUUCCCAUGCAUGAGCCACCAUGGUGCCUUCUGUUAUGUGCACUAUUUCAGUGGCAUAAAAAAUGGGCACAGCUGGCUCACUGGCCUCUCCAGGCAGACAAGAAUCUGGUCCUUGAAUGUAUUUACACUUAUUCUGACAACUGACAAGAAAGUAGAGGAGGAGGAAAGGAGAGGUAUACCAACUCUUCCACUCAGUUACCUCAAUAGGAGUUCUAGUCAGACUAUGUAGGAGAGAAUCAAAGGGGAAAUACAGGCCCCCUUUCUCCCUGGCAACUCCUCUUGGCUAUACAAAGGAGGAUGAAAAUGGACAAGGCACAGUGUUGAGAGGGGGUUGCCAUAUUAGAAAUGCAGUUCUCAACAGCUACUACCAAGUCAGGACUUUCACCCUCCACCCAGGAAGAUGUACAAGCCCUUAGAUGGGUGGUUGUUUCCUUUUAUUGGUUGCAAUAGCAUGCUAAGUCCAACCAGAUGUUUCUUUAGCUCAGAUAUGCAGAAUUGUGUGCUUUCAGGGCUGAAGGUCUUGGCUAUGAUGUACAUCAUGUCCGUACAGGCAGUGCUUUAUGGUUUGUUACAUGUGCACACUCUUGGUGAAGCAGGAGGCUUUGGAAAGAUCUGUUGGAUGGAAAUAUAACUCACAGGAUGAUCUCACUCCACCGUCCCCUGAAGUGAUGCAUGUUCAGGCAACAAAACCUUUACAACAUGCCUCUUAUUUUCAUCCUCUGAGCAAAUUGCUGCAAGGUCUGUGUUUAAUGAAAGUCAUGUUCCUUGUUAACCUUGGCUAUUCACAGCCAGUGCUGCAUUGUGAGCAAUUCUGCAGCUCCUGGUAUCCAAUCCAGCACCAGUCUUGAUUAUUCCGGCUAGUCCAGGGAUGUUUAAUAAGAUUUCCAUCCCCUUCUCCUGCUGCCCAGAAACAACAUUAUGCAAUGUACUGUUGCACUGCCUAUUCCCCUGCAGUCAUGGUCAUUGCAGCCUAAACCAGUGGUGCAAGCUCCAUUUGUCUGAAGUUCCCAGGGAGCCUGCCAACAGCCAGCAGCACAUUAUGUGCAGUGAAUUUUAAAAUCUCUUUUUAGAUCCUUCUCUGGAGGAAAGUGAGAAUAGGCUUUCCCAGAGCUUUUCUCUAGGCCAGGGAAACUGCAGCCAGAAGCACCUGGUUCCUGAUAUGACAAAAGCCAGCCAGCCAUCACCCCCGUGUUUCCACUCCACACCUGAGCUCCAGAUCAUGUAUGCAUGUAGGAGACAACCAGGGCUCCAGAGGUGUUUCACAAAGAAAACCCUCACACAGUAUUUCAACAAGUGAAACAUUUAACUGGCUGUAUUGUAACCCAGACAAGAAAGCUGUGUUCAGCCUCCCUGGGGACAUGAAUACAUGCUUGGAAGUACGGUGAGCAACACUUGGGGUGACCUGUCAAUGUCAUAAAAAACAGAUGUUUAUCCACUCUUAUGCUUGUCUAUGGGCUUAUGGCAGUAGGGUUCACAUCGAGGAUGCAUCAAAAUUCUGUUGUAAAUCAAAACCAGAAUAUAUUCCAAUCUUCAAAAGUGUUUUUUCCCACACCAAAAAGGGAAACUGGAAAUAAAAUAUAUGUUGAUUAUAGCUUUACCUCUGUAAUUUAACAGCAUUUUAGUUUAUUAAACAUCAAAACAUUUUAAAAGUCUAAUUUACUGUUGAUCUCUGGCACAGCAUAAUUGUUUUAGGCACUUUUCUUAUCCUUCAAAAUAUUACAAAAUUAUUGUUAUUAUAUAA
Apus apus (common swift) is the source of this 4198-nucleotide messenger RNA. It is a transcript of the gene SYNJ2BP, whose product is annotated as synaptojanin 2 binding protein. Lineage: Eukaryota; Metazoa; Chordata; Aves; Apodiformes; Apodidae. Gene Ontology annotation, biological process: protein deubiquitination. Gene Ontology annotation, molecular function: deubiquitinase activity; protein binding. The transcript is spliced from 7 exons. The coding region runs from base 471 to 1322 and encodes 283 amino acids. The record is from RefSeq and is a predicted model, not a curated record.